This is a messenger RNA of Trichogramma pretiosum, 1589 nucleotides long. Its product is annotated as lysM and putative peptidoglycan-binding domain-containing protein 3. The record is from RefSeq and is a predicted model, not a curated record. NCBI's taxonomy places the organism in Eukaryota, Metazoa, Arthropoda, Insecta, Hymenoptera, Trichogrammatidae. The transcript is spliced from 3 exons. Bases 355 to 1161 code for a protein of 268 amino acids.
GCGAAUGGUAACAAAUGAAUAGCGUAACGUAACGAGAUGAUCUAUAGAUAUUACAGCAGACAGAACAGUGGGGUUUCUGCUCAGCAAAACAUGCAGCAGCAGAAUUUCGCACACAGUGUACUAUAUACAUAUAUCGCAACAUCAGCAGCAGCAGUAAGUGUGGGAAGUCUGCUUGUUGAUUCUGCAGACGUGUAUGUGUUUACGUAUAUAUAAUGUAGGACUCGGAAAGUGAACCACAGGAGUAACAGAAAGUGAGCUGCUAUGAUUGGGUAUCGCAACGUGCGUGGAUUUGCGCCUUUGAUGAAUAAUUAAACAAACGCGUUAGGGGACAACAUCGAUGUAAACAUCGGAAAAAUGAGGAAAAAAUCGUACACUGGCUCGGGCGAGCCACUAAAAAUAACAAGGCAAAGCUCGUUUCAAAGGGUAAAUCAAAAAGAAGGGUCGCCCAACUAUGUGUAUCUUCACUCAGAAGAUGAUCAAAGUGAAGGUGAAGAAGAAAUAUACCCUUUAAAAGUAAGGAAAAAUCCCUCUGGGCCUCGCAAAGUAGAAGUUAUAAUUGUGCAAGUACAAACUGAUGAUACCCUCCAAGCAUUAGCUCUUAAAUACAGAUGUACAGUAUCAGAACUAAAGAGGAUAAACAAAAUACACAAUGACAAUGAAAUUCAUGCGAGACAAUCUAUUAAAGUUCCAGUUCAACCUUUUUCACUUCUUACUGAAACUGUUGGUAAAAAUAUUCCCAAUAAAGGAAUGGAAUUAAAUUCAACUGUCUUAAAUACUCAUGUAGAAUUAAAACCAGACAACAAAAUAAUGAAUUCUUCAUCACUACCAUCAGUAUCAACUUCAUCUGCAGUUGAAAUUAAUAAAAUUAUUUUUAAUUCAACUCUAGAACCAUCAGUACCUCUAAGUAAUGAACCAUUUCAUUUCUCAGAGGAUACAGAGACAGAUACAUUGAUUGAAUCUACAGAUAAUAUUAAUCACCGAACAAGUAAUAAUAUUAUAAAUACAUUUAAAUGUUCUGGAGCAGAUUGGGGGCUAUCUUGGUUUCAAUUACUUUGUUUCUCACUUCUCCUUGGUUUUGCUGGGCCAAUUUUUUAUAUAUUGUAUAUAGCUGAAAAUUCUUCCAAACAUCACCAUGAAACUUCUACACCUGAAUCAUUAUGAGGUUUAAGAUGUUAAAUUGUGAUGUAGUGUUAUUAGCCUUCAAGACGUUAACAGUGUGUCUUUUGAUUCAAUGACUGAUUUGUAAUACAAGAAUUAUAAAUUAUAUUAAAAUAUGAUAUUAUAAUAAGCAUGAAAUGUACAUUAUAAAAUUCGAUCCAAGAUUAUGAAAUUUUAUGGUGGAAUACCAUGUUACAUUUCUAAUGAUUAAUCACACUAUUCAAUGUAUUACAUAUUAUGUUAGUCAGUUCUAGAUUUUUGAUUCAAGUAGUAAUAUGUGCCUUAGGGUUCCUGAUAGUAAUUAAUGCAAAUACUUUUAGUAUUAAUAAUUCUCAUUAAUACUUCCUGUUUGUUGUGGCUUGUCCGUAGUAAAAUUUUAUGAAUUAGACAAAGUAUGUAUUGUAUUUUUGUAUGUAUAUUUUGAAAAAAUU